CUCUUCUUCUCUCUCGAAAUUGCUCAUCUCUCUUCUUCUUCUUCUUCUUCUUCUUCUUCUUCUUCUUCUUCUUCUUCUUCACGAACGAAAAACAGAUCUCAUGGGUUCUUCUUCUUCACGAACAGAAAACAGAUCUCAUGGGUUUGUCAAGCUUCAGUUCAUCCUUUGCACACUUGAGUGGUAGAUCCGGUCGAUUCUUAUGGCGAAAGCUGUUUGUGACUACGGUUCGAUUAAGGUGUCUUCAAGCUUUGAUAAUCCUUGGAGAAGAUACAUGGCUUGCCCUUUAUUGAUAAAUGGUAAAAUAAAUGUUUAAUUUUCCAUUGGUGGGUUGUUUUCUCAACUUUUUGCAUCUGGGAUUUGUAAUGGAUUUUUCUCGAUUUUUCUCCCUUUUUUGGUUUUGGGUUUUGAUAAAAAGUUCCUAAUCUU
Rubroshorea leprosula is the source of this 426-nucleotide messenger RNA. The record is from the annotation of a GenBank genome assembly. Lineage: Eukaryota; Viridiplantae; Streptophyta; Magnoliopsida; Malvales; Dipterocarpaceae.